CUGGCUUUACGGUUAUUGCGUAGAUCAAUAUGUCGGACGCUUCCUGAUUAUUUUGUUUAUUCUGUCUUUAGUGAAAACUGGAAAGAGAUUACUGUAUAAUUUGUAAUCCAAGCAUUUAUCAUUUCUCAAAACAAGAUGUCCGUCACCGCCUUGCGAAUGAUGCCAUGUCGGAGGCUGAGCUUGACGGGUCCAGGACUGAAGAAAGUCAUCCCAUUGAAGGACUUUUGGAAAAUUGCUAAAGUAACAGGAGCCGUAGUACUGGGCGGCUGCGUUCUCAUCACGUACGAGGUCGUCGCGCUCAACCAGGCGGUCACCAUCGACACUCGGGCUAUCCUCCAAGAAAAGCAGAAGUCUUAUAUCUACCUAACCCCCAUCACUAAGGUAGAACAGGAGACCCUGGGCACCAAUCUUACCUAUAAAGCCAGGAAAGAGCUUCAUAAAGCAGCGAGAAGACUUAUUGAAAUUUCAUCGCGAGUCCUCCAGCGUCCCCUGGAUGAGCGUCUAAGCCAUCUGGAUGUAGAUCCUCAUGAAUUUGCUCUGUGGGUGUUGCUGAAGAGAACCCGCUCCAUCAGUCGGCCAGAGCGCCUGCAGGCUGUACAGGACCUGGCACACACUCACUGGCAGGAUUACCAGUACCAGACAGCGGCUCAGUCUAUAGACCAGCGCACGGCUAUCGGUCUGGCUCGUACUCCAAACGUAGACCUGCGUUUCUUCCUUUCCCCGCCGGCGCUGCCCAAACUGGAGGAUGAGUUUCUAAUCGAGGACGGUCUGAGGCAGCUGCUGGCCUCUUUGCCCCAGUCAGAGGUGGAUCGGUGUGUGCAGUAUUUCACCUCACUGGCACUGAGAGAGAGCACUCAAUCCCUCGCUUCUCAACGGGGGGGUUUGUGGUGUUUCGGGGGAAACGGGCUGCCCUAUGCGCAGAGCCUCACCUCCAUCCCGUCUGAGAAGGUGGAGUCUUUCUGCCUGCAGGCCCUCGUACAGCACUCAAAGGUCCCGAGUCACUGCGAGCACAUAGUGGCCAGGGGAGGACUGCAGCUCUUACAGAGGGUCUACCAGCUUCGACGGGAUUCGCAGAAAAUCCAGCGCAACAUCGUGCGCAUCAUCGGGAACCUGGCACUGAACGAGAGCUUACACGCGGACAUAGUGCAGUCAGGUUGGUUGCCGGUCCUGGCUGAGAUGGCCCAGUCUCCUCACAUCAUUCAGGCGUCCCACGCUGCCCGCGCUUUAGCCAACCUGGACCGAGACGCCGAGGUGCAGAAGUACCCGGACGGAGUUUAUGUCUUACAUCCACAGGGUCGCACCAGCGAGCCCAUAAAGGCGGACAUUCUGUUUGUGCACGGCCUUCUGGGAGCUGCCUUCAAAACAUGGCGACAGAAAGACUGCGACCUGACAGAAGUCGAAAAAUCCGCAGGGAUACAAGAGGAUUACACGGAGUGCUGGCCUAAGUCGUGGUUAGCAGCCGACUGCCCCAACCUCAGAAUCCUGUCUGUAGAGUACGACACGCACCUGAGCGACUGGAGAGCCAAGUGUCCCGCAGAAAACCAGAGGAAGUCUUUAGCGUAUCGCAGCGGGGAGCUCCUGAGGAAGCUGAAAGCCGCAGGAGUGGGUGACCGGCCUGUGGUUUGGGUGGCACACAGUAUGGGAGGCUUGCUGGUGAAAAAGAUGCUCCUAGACGCCUCGACGGAUCCUGAGCUGAGCUCGUUGUUGAAGAACACCAAGGGCGUGUUGUUCUACAGCGUUCCUCACCGCGGCACGUUCAUGGCCGAGUACUCCGUAAACGUCCGCUAUCUCCUGUUUCCCUCCAUAGAAGUCCGAGAGCUCUGCAAAGACUCUCCAACUUUACGAGAGCUGAACGAGAAUUUCCUCAACAUGGCAAGAGACAGAGAGUUUAAGAUCCUGAGCUUCGUUGAAACCGCACCCACGUCCGUCGGCCCGAUGAUAAACGUAUUAGUGGUUCCCGCAGAGUCAGCAGAUCUGGGUAUCGGAGAUCUCAUAGAGGUGCCUGUCGAUCAUCUGAACAUCUGCAAACCGGAGAAGAAGGAGACGUUUCUCUACAAACAGAGCUUACAGUUUAUCCAGGAUGCUCUUGGUGGACAGAUAAUCAGCUGAACGUUUGUGCCAACAUCAUGACUUUUCAUUUGUGCAAAUGAUCCAGGAGUGUAACAGGAAGUCAUUUGGAACACUACAGACAAUGCAGAACUACGUUCAGUAUUUAUGUUGUGUGUAAUGUUAAACACAGUACAUAUCAACGCUUGGAUUCUGUUCUGUAACAAAUAUUAUUUAUUUUGAAAACAUAGUUGGAACACUAAGAGCCAAAUGGACACCAACCUUCCCUCCAUUCUCCACCCCCCUCCCAGGACAGCUGACUUCAUGACUGGUGCCGCUACCUCAACGGAUUUAUUUAUGCAUACAGGAUUUUUGUGUACAUCACUGUUUAAGUUAUUCAAGCUUGAGUUCUUGAUUUGGAUUUAAGGGUUAAAUCUGUGCCAAAAUGUAUCGAAAGCACAACAAAUAAAGUGCCAAAACAUUUGUG
Clarias gariepinus (North African catfish) is the source of this 2533-nucleotide messenger RNA. It is a transcript of the gene serac1, whose product is annotated as serine active site containing 1. The transcript has 17 exons. Lineage: Eukaryota; Metazoa; Chordata; Actinopteri; Siluriformes; Clariidae. The coding region runs from base 136 to 2109 and encodes 657 amino acids. The record is from RefSeq and is a predicted model, not a curated record.